ACCCCGCAACCUCAUGGUUCCUAGUCGGAUUUGGAUUGUUUCUUCUGUGCCAAGAGGGGAACUCCAAGGGUCACACUUUUAUUCCCAGAACUCUGCACAGCACCAGGCACAGAAUGGUUCUCAAUAGGUUUGUGUUGAAUGGAUGAUUGGAGGGUGUGGCAUUAGGGAGGGAUAAGGGUGGGGACUUGAUUUUGUUAACGUUUUUACUUAAAUAUAAGGUCUCUAAGCACAGAGGAUGGUAGCCUAAAUUGUGGAGUCAGAAAACCCAAGUCGACUCAUUGCCCUUCUAAAGGCGAUUAUCAUGACAGGUGUUUCUGUGCUCCUGGAAGCAGUUUUGCUCGCUCUCCAGGCCUCGUAUACAGGACUCAACCUGGGACUCGCCCUUGUCCCUCUCUUGUGUGGAUCCUCUUCUGCGCAACCCCCCUCUUUUUUUUUUUUUAUUUGGUUGGGUUGAGCUACAUCCUCAUGGGGUGCACACAUGCAAGAAAAACCAACUUCAUCUCGCCGAUCCCGUACUUACUUCAGUCGGGAACAGCUUCGGGUGCUAACUGAUACCUUUGAAAAGACCAGGUACCCCAACUGGUUCAUCGUAAACACGCUUUCUUCAAAUAUUCAUCUUGAUGAGUCAGUUAUAAAGACUUGGUUUAAAAACCAGCGUGUCAAAAGGAGGAAGAAGGAGCGUGAAACUCAGCAAAACCCACCACUGGAGGACACACCACAGGUGUCUCCAGUGAAGGAGGAGGAGACCCUCUCCCCUAGUGCUUCUGGAAACACCCGUUCCAUGUCUCUCAGCAUCUCAGAUGCUUCUGACCCUGACUCUCCCCAGCCUUCGUGUGCCGAGACAUGUGAAGGGGCUGCACCAUGUGAAGGGGCUGCGGCCACCCCAUGCGAUUCAUCCUGUGACUUUCUGCCUGAGGAUCUCCGACAGAUAAGUUUCAGAGACCCUGAUCCCCCUUGGGCCUCCAGUCCGUACGACAUGGAUCAGCUUAUACAAUUAUACAACUUACCUGGCGAGGAUGAUCCCAGCAGUCUAGACCAGUACCUCCUCCCGCUGUGCUCCACCUGAGGGAGUCUGCCAACACCUGGAACGGGCUCUCUGCAGUCCAAACAGGUCACAGAUCAGAAAUUAUCGUUUUCUGUAGGAAAAAAAUCAAUCCCUCUUGAGUUCCCGUUGUGGCUCAGUGGGUUAAGAACCCGA
This is a messenger RNA of Sus scrofa (pig), 1198 nucleotides long. Lineage: Eukaryota; Metazoa; Chordata; Mammalia; Artiodactyla; Suidae. The record is from RefSeq and is a predicted model, not a curated record.